GCAGGCGCAGUCUCGGCUCCCGGCGGCGUGUUCCUCUUUCCCCCAGGUUUCCAGUGUCCUGGCAGGUAAGGAACGCCGGCUCUUCACCUCUCAGCGCGGCUUGCCCUUUGUUCCGGACGCCCACUUCUCAGCCCUCCGGCUCCUGGUGUCGCUGCUGUAGGCCACACGCGUCCACCGGCAACAGACCCAUGGCCGAGCGCGGGGAACUCGACCUGACCGGCGCCAAACAGAACACAGGAGUGUGGCUAGUCAAGGUUCCCAAAUAUUUGUCACAGCAAUGGGCUAAAGCCCCUGGAAGAGGUGAAGUUGGGAAACUGCGGAUUGCCAAGAAUCAAGGAAGGACUGAGGUGUCAUUUACUUUGAAUGAGGACCUUGCAAAUAUUCAUGAUAUUGGUGGAAAACCGGCUUCAGUCAGUGCUCCUAGAGAACACCCAUUUGUCUUGCAAAGUGUUGGAGGACAGACAUUAACAGUGUUUACUGAGAGCUCAUCAGAUAAGCUGUCAUUGGAAGGAAUAGUGGUACAAAGAGCUGAAUGCCGACCAGCUGCCAGUGAAAACUACAUGCGAUUAAAAAGAUUGCAAAUAGAAGAGUCUUCCAAACCUGUGAGGCUAUCACAACAGCUGGAAAAAGUUGUAACAACCAAUUACAAACCUGUUGCUAAUCAUCAAUACAAUAUUGAAUAUGAAAGGAAAAAGAAGGAAGACGGAAAGCGAGCUCGAGCUGAUAAACAACAUGUUUUAGACAUGCUAUUUUCAGCCUUUGAGAAACAUCAAUACUAUAAUCUUAAGGACUUGGUGGACAUCACAAAACAACCUGUGGGGUUUUGUUUUUGCUUUAGGUGUACCUGAAGGAAAUCUUAAAAGAAAUUGGUGUUCAGAAUGUAAAAGGGAUCCACAAAAACACAUGGGAGCUGAAGCCAGAGUACAGACACUAUCAAGGAGAAGAAAAGAGUGACUGAGAAGCCUCCUAGUCAGCAUGCUAGUGAAACAGCUAGCGGCGAUGCUGUGCUACAGGCGCUGAUACUGGAAGGCUUGAACACCGUAUGUUAAUAGGGGUUAAGUGACAAUACUUUCAUUUCUCUCGGUAAAUUUUUUAAACCUGUAAUUCUUGUAAAGUUUCUUAACUGUUUUUUUGAGGAGAAGGAACAAAUUUAUUUAUAGACUUAACUUGUAUUAAACCAGAUUACUCACAAUAGGAAUAGGGGUUGGAGGAUUAAGAGGGUUUUUCUUAAAUAUUAGCUUUUAAUGUGUACAAUUAGGAAAUGUUUUUUAAAUGAAGACUCUCUACCCUUGGUGUAUCUGAGGAGCUGAGGUAAUACAGAUCCAAGGAGAAUUGUAUAGCAAGAAAAAAACAGUCAACUACGGAAACUCUUAAAAGGAAUAAAAAGCCAAAGUUCCUUAUUUUGAAAUUGUCAAAGAACAAAGCGGUGUUUUUCUUUUAAACAGGUGAUCAUGUUUCGUGUUCAUACUCAACGUUAAUAAAAGGAGAGCAUUUAAGUUUGUAGUGAAAUGGCAGUGUUCAUGAUUAGCUUAUUUUACCAUAGUGAUACUGAGAUGAGAAAUGUGCAGAAUCAUGGUCAAUUGAUGUUUCUUUUGUUUGCUUUUAAGAUAAUUAAAAGUAAAAUAUCUUUCCAAAAUUUCAAGAUAUGUCUCCCCCAGUCAGAUUAUAAACUUCUCAAAACUGGCUUGCCCCCAGAAUUUUAUUGCUCACCCAGCAGACAUGUAUUGACCAAUACAUGGCAAAUGAUACCAGCAAAUCAAGAGAGUGAUGUAGGGGUCCAGUCGAGACAGAAAAGGUUAGUUUCAAUUCCUGGGGCAUUAAAAUAUUGCUUUUCUCUUUCUCUUCAAUUAAUUUUUUAAUGAAAACAAUACAUGUAUAUGUUAGUUUUUUCUAGCACAAAUUAUUAUAUAUUAAGCAAUCCAAAAUCAUACCAUCAAGACCAUCAAACAAAAGAAGCUUAAGUAAACUAAGCACAGGGAAAAGUUGUUUUUCACUCAUUCAUUUUGUCAGCUGCUCCUGGAUGCUGCAACCAAGAAGUAGCAAUUGCUGAAGUUGCCAUAGUGUUUGCAGGAAAAAAAGAGAAAAAAUAAUAAAAAUAAACAAGGAGCAAAUGCCAAAAAUUGAAGAAAAUGUUAUAUAAUUAAAGCAAGGAGAUAUCUAUCCAUUGAGAAAAGCAAUUCUUAUAUUACUUGCUUUUAGAAGCAAAGCUUUAGAAUUCUGAGAUUGUUACAGCACUAAGAAGAUUUUUAUUCUUGUGUACACACUGGAAAAUACAAUUCUGAGUAA
Messenger RNA from Mandrillus leucophaeus (drill), 2286 nucleotides. RefSeq names its product general transcription factor IIF, polypeptide 2, 30kDa (gene GTF2F2). The coding region runs from base 189 to 848 and encodes 219 amino acids. NCBI's taxonomy places the organism in Eukaryota, Metazoa, Chordata, Mammalia, Primates, Cercopithecidae. Gene Ontology annotation, cellular component: transcription factor TFIIF complex. The record is from RefSeq and is a predicted model, not a curated record. Gene Ontology annotation, biological process: transcription by RNA polymerase II; transcription initiation at RNA polymerase II promoter. The transcript is spliced from 8 exons.